AUGGUGCCUUCCGGCAACGCGUGGAAAGGAUUGAAAACACCAGCAAUCCUGGAGUGCCUCAAACAGGCAUCCGAAAGGGCCAACACAUGGGGGCCAGUGGUGGCCGCACAGCCGAAAGAACCGAAGGCCAGGAAGCCCAAGGCAAAGCUGAUGACCAUAGCCCUGGAUGAGCUCCGCAAGAUGAAGCGUGCCAGGCUGGAAGUCACGGAAGGUGUCAUUCUCGUUGUCACUUUCGAGGACAGCAGCAAACGUUUUUGUUUGUUCAAGUUUUUCUUUUAUCUGAAUCAAGUGUUUGGGUAUUUAGGGUUUUAG
Symbiodinium sp. CCMP2592 is the source of this 312-nucleotide messenger RNA. NCBI's taxonomy places the organism in Eukaryota, Dinophyceae, Suessiales, Symbiodiniaceae. The record is from the annotation of a GenBank genome assembly.